Molecule: messenger RNA, 1896 nt
Organism: Sphenostylis stenocarpa
Lineage: Eukaryota; Viridiplantae; Streptophyta; Magnoliopsida; Fabales; Fabaceae
Source: the annotation of a GenBank genome assembly
AUGGAUCCGCCAUUGUUAUUAGGGUUCGAAGAAGUGGCCAACGUGGUUACGGAAUCGUCUCCGUCUUCAUCAAGCGCACGAAGAUUGGUCCCAUGGUUGAACUGGGACGAGUGGCUCUUCGUCAAACGGGCGCUCUUCUCCCAUUCCUCUCACUCUGUUUCCUCCGCUCUCAAACGAAUAUCCACAUGGCGAAGCCGAGGUUCGAUACCGGUUUUCAUCGAAGUCACUGCUUCCAUCAUUGAAAUUCAACUCCAAGACUCCUAUUUCAGGCAGGAUCAAAUGAAUGAAGCUUCACUUUCGGAAGAGAUGCUUGCUAUGUUAUAUUGCAUGGCAGUCAUGAGGCUUGUGAAUGUUGCUGUUGAGAAGACGCGCAAGAAGGAAGUCACAUCGAUUGCAGUUGCAGCUGAUGCAAUUGGUAUUCCGCGGAUGCUGAUUGAUAUUCGACAUGAGGGAUCACACCGGGAGCUUCCAUCACUUAAGAUUGUUCGUAGUGCUUCUGUCAAGGCACUUGAUUGGUUAAAAUCUUAUUAUUGGGAACCUCAGAGCAAAGCAAUUCCUUUUCAAGGUGAAGGAAUAACAAAAGUGAAGAAAGAAAUUAAGUCUAAGAUUCGUGAAUUAGCUGUCAUCUUGAAAGUCAAUGGGAAUGUCCAGUCACAGCUAAAGGGAAAACGGGUCAAACAUACUGAAUUCCUUUUUGGACGAAAUAAGCUUUUGUCUCUUAUGGUUGGCAAGAGUCAAACAUCACGACCUGGAGGAUCUAAGAAACAGAUUACGAAGAUCUUGAAAUAUGUUCUUCGGUUAUAUUCCUCAUUUUCUUCAGAGAUUGUUUCUGUGUUGUUGGAGUAUCUUUUGAAAGCUUUAAGUUCCUCAGAGUUGGAAGAGAAUGCAGAUGAUGCUUCAAUUGGUCUAACCACAGAGAACGUUUUGGCUGAUUGGAAGCUUAUCUUACUCAAAUUGUGCAAUAAGGAACCAGACUUACUUCUGAAUCUUCUUAAGGAAGUCCUAGGUAUGAUUGAAAGUCAGGAAGAUAUGAAGCGUGAAGAAGAUAACCCAAAUAUGGGAAUUUCACAAUCGAGGACAGAGUUUCGGCUUUCUUCUUUGUUUGCUUGGCUUGUUGGAAUUCUCAGUAAAGUUCCUUCUGCUGCAGCACAUAUGCCAAAAGGAGUUUUGCUUGAACUUCUUCGUAGAUGUCUUCUAAUAUCACAACUUUUCAACAAGCAGCUGGUGGAUUCAGCACUUCAGAUUACAGAACUGAUGGAUGACAGCUCCUUGAUGCAGAAAGUUCAAAAGUUCUCUCACGUCAGUUUGUCCAAUUUAGAGCAGGCAGAUAAUCAAAGCUCUUUAUUAACUUCAAAUAACAUUUUCCAAUAUGAGGAAUCUAUACAUGAAGCAGAUAAAAAGCUAGAGUUAGUUAAACAUCAGAUUUUGAAAAAUAAAAAACCAAUGGCCAUGGAUUGUGACACUAAAAAAUCACAGACAUGGACCUUGGCAAAAUCAUGGAACCCAUGUCCAAUUGGAAUGUUGCCCCGUGCUGUCGGGUCAUCUGGCUGUCUUCCGGUUCUUGACAUUUUCGACAAUGAAAAACAAAAUCAAGUAUCAUCUGGUUGUCUUCCCGUUGUUGACAUUACUGACUAUGAAGAACAGGAUCAAUUAUUGGAAAAGAAAGAGAGUUGGAAAUUGGCCCCACAUGGUGCCAAGAGAGAUGCCACAUUUGACCUUCUGCAACUUGAGAAAUCAACUGUUAAGAAGAUGAGGGGGACCGAAGAAUUUAGUGAAUUAAACAAUGAAUUGCCAUUGCAAGGGGACAAAGGAUAUCUCAUAGUAGGCGGAGUUUGGAGGAAACUUACAGAAGAAGAGCUCCUUGUCAUUGAGUCUUCUGUAAGGAUUUUAGUUUAG